UCUGCCAACAUACAGUAUGUAGUUGUUCUUCUCACAAGUCCAAAGAACAGUAAGGUGACAGACAGCCAGGUCUAUGUGUUUCUGUGUUUCCAUAUUCCGGGCUUCCCAGAUGUGUCAGUGAGGAGCAACAUGGUGUCUGGUAAGGAGGGGAACAGCACCACAGCCGAGUGUCUCUACAGUGACAUCAUGGAUGACAGUGAGAAGAUGUGGUGUAGGAACGGGACACCUGCAGGGAACUGGAGCUCCUGCUUGACUGCAGAGGGAGAACGGGCGUCUCAGGACCGCAUGGAUUUGAUCAUCAAUACAUGGAGUCGCACCUUCACUGUGACGAUGAGACAUCUGGAGAUGAACGAUACCGACUGGUACUGGUGCAUAGCAGGAGACGAGCAGAUCCCGGUGUACAUCUCAGUCCUCAAUGCAUCUAACGCAUGUUAGCUGAUAGACUGUCACAGAUCCACUAUCACUCACAUUUAAGGCUUUGUAGCCCCCUUCAGAAUACAAAUAAUGCAGACGAAAAACCAUUGUACCUUGUACAUCUUUCAUUUUCAAUCAAGAGACAUUUAUUGAAACAAGAGAAUAAUAAUAAUUAUAAUAACAAUAAUAAUAAUACUUGUUUAUAUUUCAUUUACAAGUGCUCUGCAUGUGAUGCUUGCUACACAAAUCAAUGAUUCAAAGGUCCUUUCCCUCACAGCAAUAUCUCCUCCAACCAUGAACCUGAUUACUUUCCCUUUGGUCUUGACUCUGAGAGGAAUGGAGGAUGAUAACUCAAGGUGGAGGUGAGACUAUUGCUUUGUUUAUUCAUUAGUGUAGAUAUACUGUAACAGAGAGGCUCAUUUAGAUUUUUCUUUUAGGUUUUCUAGUUGGGACUGGGAGAGAUAUCUGGAUAUUCUGCUGAAAGGUGCUGUUGGCCUGGUAUUUUUGGCAUGCACCAUCCUAGCAGCUCUGGUGACGAGAGACUACCAAA
Salvelinus sp. IW2-2015 is the source of this 964-nucleotide messenger RNA. NCBI's taxonomy places the organism in Eukaryota, Metazoa, Chordata, Actinopteri, Salmoniformes, Salmonidae. The record is from RefSeq and is a predicted model, not a curated record.